AUGAUCAGCGGCGGUACACCGAUCGCUGACUCCAGCCGUCGGUCCGUCAAGAGUUACGUGUGUGCUGUUCGGCAGCCUCAGGUCCUCAGCCUCACUGAGGAGUGCAACAGCAAAAUUCGGGGAUACGGAUGGGAACCCAUCACCUUUUCCGAAGAAGAAGAGAAGGGCAUCAUCUUCCCCCAUUUCGAUCCCAUGAUCAUUCGAGCAGACAUUGCCGAUUUCGACGUAGGCCGAAUCCUCAUCGACACCGGAAGUUCGGUCAAUGUUCUCUUUGCCGAUGCUUUCAACGGUCUCGGAAUCGACCAUCAAAGCCUCAACAAGGAGAUCACUCCUCCUCUAAGCUUCUCGGGCGAUGUGGUCGAGCCAAUCGGGAGCAUCCAGCUUCCCCUUGCCAUCGGCUCCGGCCCGAGAAGGGCUUUCAUCUACACUCACUUCCUGGUAGUCAACUGCCCAACCGCAUACAACGCCAUCAUCGGCAGACCCGCCUUCACCUGA
Messenger RNA from Prunus armeniaca (apricot), 495 nucleotides. The record is from the annotation of a GenBank genome assembly. NCBI's taxonomy places the organism in Eukaryota, Viridiplantae, Streptophyta, Magnoliopsida, Rosales, Rosaceae.